UUCUGAAGGUUGAGAUGAGAUGCAAUGCUUGCUGGCGAGAAUUGGAAGGACAGGCCAUCACUACCACUUGUGGCCACAUCUUCUGUCAGAACGAUGCCAGUAAGAUUCUCAGCAGUGAUGCUGCUUGUCCUAUUUGUGAUCAAGUUCUCUCUAAAAGUCUCAUGAAACCUGUGGACGUCAAUCCAAGUGAUGAAUGGAUAAAUAUGGUCAUGGCUGGAAUUACACCACAGAUAUUAAUGAAGAGUGCCUACAGAAGUGUGAUGUUCCACAUUGGGCAAAAGGAAUUGGAAAUGCAGUUCAAGAUGAACAAGAUAGUAGCUCAAUGCCGUCAGAAAUGUGAGAUGAUGCAGGAAAAAUUCUCUCAAAAGUUGGAGCAAGUGCAUACUGCAUACCAGAAGGUGGCUAAAAAGUGCCAAAUGUUGGAACAAGAGAUUGAGACCUUAUCUAAAGACAAGCAGGAACUCCAAGAAAAAUUUGCUGAGAAAUCCAGGCAAAAAAGAAAACUUGAUGAAAUGUAUGAUCAGUUGAGAAAUGAAUAUGAUUCAGUAAAGCGCACAGCCAUUCAGCCAAGUAGUUUCUUUUCAAGAGCAGAGCCUGAUAUGUUUGCAAAUCCUGCUAAUAUGAUGGACAACAGAGAUACUAUGAGAAAAGAUUGGUCGGUUCUCACUCCUGAAACUCCAGGACCAAGAGAAGACAUAUGGCCUCCAACAAGACAGAAUGGUUCCAACUCUGGCCCUUUCGAUGUCUCGAGUGGCUCCCCUGUUAGACAGUCAGCAGUGCCAGUGGAUGCUGGAAACAGAAGAGCAGGCGCACAUCCUAUGCUUGGCGUUGCAACUGGCGCAAGCAAUCCCUCAAUGACCCUUAGGAAUCUCAUCCUAUCACCAAUUAAGAGACCUCAACUCUCCCGCAACAGACCACAGAUGUUCACGUUUUAAGUUGGGAGAUCUUUCAACUCCAAUAGUGCAGAAAAAUAUACCUGAGAUGCAACUAUGGACCAGGUUUCCUUGACAUUUUCAUUGGGAAAUUUUGCUGAGAAAUUAAAGUGCCAGAUAAUGAAAUGCUUAGCUGACUUUUCUUUUGUGGUAGGAAAAGUAAAGAUGAUGUAGAGUAAUGUUUCAUAGUUUACAUACAAAUUGAUGAUGUGAUAUGCGUUACAGUUUAAUAGUUGCAGCUUUUCUUGCACUACUUAAGUGUAUAAACAUGCCUCUUUUGUACUUGAGGAUUCAAAAAUUAUAAGUACGGAAAAUGGAAA
Solanum verrucosum is the source of this 1252-nucleotide messenger RNA. Its product is annotated as E3 ubiquitin-protein ligase CCNB1IP1 homolog. Gene Ontology annotation, biological process: chiasma assembly. The record is from RefSeq and is a predicted model, not a curated record. NCBI's taxonomy places the organism in Eukaryota, Viridiplantae, Streptophyta, Magnoliopsida, Solanales, Solanaceae. The transcript is spliced from 8 exons. Bases 15 to 935 code for a protein of 306 amino acids.